This is a messenger RNA of Grammomys surdaster, 3354 nucleotides long. RefSeq names its product neuropeptide Y receptor Y2 (gene Npy2r). Bases 288 to 1433 code for a protein of 381 amino acids. The record is from RefSeq and is a predicted model, not a curated record. Gene Ontology annotation, cellular component: membrane. Gene Ontology annotation, molecular function: neuropeptide Y receptor activity. The transcript has 2 exons. Gene Ontology annotation, biological process: G protein-coupled receptor signaling pathway. Lineage: Eukaryota; Metazoa; Chordata; Mammalia; Rodentia; Muridae.
GGCUCUGCGCGGUGCAGUGCAAGAUCCCUGAUCGAGUGGCCUUAGAGGUCCACGGAGAAUCCCAGCGGGGACAUCAUUGCAGCGGCUCCACUUUGCCACUCCUGCUCCUGCUGCUGCUGGCUCAAGCUGUCCCACACUGAAUCGGACCUGCUUUGGGUGCGUGCCUCCCUGGACUGUCCCAGGACUGGCUGUCUACACAAUCCUUUGGUUGCACAUUCCUGGAUUCCUCAUCUGAGAAGAAACGCCAGGGGCCAACGCAGCCAAGUGAAAGUGAAGUGGUUCUGAAGAUGGGCCCAGUAGGUGUCGAGGCAGAUGAGAAUCAAACUGUAGAAGUGAAGGUGGAACCCUAUGGGCUGGGGCACACCACUCCUAGAGGUGAACUGCCCCCUGAUCCGGAGCCGGAGCUCAUAGACAGCACCAAACUGGUUGAGGUGCAGGUGGUCCUCAUAUUGGCCUAUUGCUCCAUCAUCUUACUGGGGGUAGUUGGCAACUCCCUGGUAAUCCACGUGGUGAUCAAAUUCAAGAGCAUGCGCACAGUAACCAACUUUUUUAUUGCCAACCUGGCUGUGGCGGAUCUUUUGGUGAACACCCUGUGCCUGCCAUUCACUCUUACCUAUACCUUGAUGGGGGAAUGGAAAAUGGGUCCGGUCUUGUGUCAUUUGGUACCCUAUGCCCAGGGUCUGGCAGUACAAGUGUCCACAAUAACUUUGACAGUCAUUGCUCUGGACCGCCAUCGUUGCAUUGUCUACCAUCUGGAGAGCAAAAUCUCCAAGCGAAUCAGCUUCCUGAUUAUUGGCCUGGCCUGGGGCAUCAGCGCUCUGCUGGCAAGUCCCCUGGCCAUCUUCCGGGAGUACUCCCUGAUUGAGAUCAUUCCUGACUUUGAGAUUGUGGCAUGUACUGAGAAGUGGCCUGGGGAGGAGAAGAGUGUUUAUGGCACAGUCUACAGCCUUUCCACCCUGCUCAUCCUCUACGUUCUGCCUCUGGGCAUCAUAUCUUUCUCCUACACGCGUAUCUGGAGUAAGCUGAAGAACCACGUCAGUCCUGGAGCGGCAAGUGACCAUUACCAUCAGCGAAGGCAUAAAACAACCAAAAUGCUGGUGUGCGUGGUGGUGGUGUUUGCAGUCAGCUGGCUGCCCCUCCACGCCUUCCAACUCGCUGUGGACAUCGACAACCACGUCCUGGACCUGAAGGAGUACAAACUCAUCUUCACCGUGCUCCACAUUAUUGCUAUGUGCUCCACCUUUGCCAACCCCCUUCUGUACGGUUGGAUGAACAGCAACUACAGGAAAGCUUUCCUCUCAGCCUUCCGCUGUGAGCAGAGGUUGGAUGCCAUUCACUCGGAGGUGUCGAUGACCUUCAAGGCUAAAAAGAACCUGGAAGUCAAAAAGAACAAUGGCCCGACUGACUCUUUUUCCGAGGCUACCAAUGUGUAAGAAGGAAGGUGUGAAAGCACAUGGGUGAAUUGUGACCAGAGCUGCCAACCUGAUUAGGGAAGGUUUUCUGGCCUGUGCAUGCAGACCUCCUAUUGUAUUGACUCAGAAGCCAUAGAACGUAAGCCCCAGUGGUAUUAUUGCUGGAAAACUGGCUGGCAGAAUGAGGUGAAAAUAAACAGAUUGCCGUACAACGUUCCGCUUACCGAUGCUUGGAUGGUAGUGGAGGAGAGAAGGAAAUCCAAAGAAGCAAUUGGUAUCAGCCCAGCAUGGUUAAAAGGGAGAAGUGUUAACUCUGAAAGCACAGUAGGAUCUGCAUCAAGAGUGUCGCAGAUUCUAUGGGCUCUCUCAUCACUGGAUGAAAAGCUACUGAACAACUCAGAUUUCCCUCGGGAGCCAUAGGCUCUCUGUUAGGGUGUUUUGGUUUUAUUGUUCUUCCUAAGAUGAAACCUAAAUGAGAAUGCUAUAGGUAAACAUGGCUUGCUGACUAAGGCAAUGACUUCAAGAUAACUUCAAGAGAAUAAACACAUUUGUUAUACCAGUAAUAUUUUGGCAAUGAUGGGAGAGAUCCUUAUAUACUCUGAGCAAUUAGUUGUUCUUAAAAUCAAAUGUAACUGUAGGAAGUUUGAUUUUUAGUUCAGAAUCAAAAUCUGAAAUUAUCAGACUGAAAAGAAAUGUAAACUAUUGUCUUAUUUCUUGAUUUGAGAUAUUCCAGCUUUAUGUGGAGAUUGUUUAGAUGACAAGUAAGCAACUCAGUUCUUUUGUUUAUUGCUAAUUAUUAAAGUCUUUUGGAACAAUACAACUUCUGUUACCAUUUCUGCAUGGGAGCAAACAAAGUUCACACUAAAAAUUAAAUCAUACUAAAACAUAAUUUUGUAACAAUUUGAGUUUAGUUGUAAAAACUCACCACCCCACCACCACCACAGCUCUAAUAUCUUUACAGACACUGUAGAAUUAUCUUCUUUGGAGCUCAUCUUCAGUCGACAAAUUUAUAUUAAGUAAAAAUAUAAUUUCAUUAAAGUGAACCCAUUUGGUAAGACAUUUCAAAAACUGAGUUUAUUCCACUUUGCAAAUUUUGGUUUUCAAUAAAUUUCACAUAAGUAUUCUCUGUUUAAAAUUAGUAUAUUUUUGGUAACAUAUAUAUACAAAACAAAAGCAUAUCUAUAAAUAGGGGAGCAUUAGCAAAUUUCAUUUAAUUUUUAUUUUAUGAAUAUAGCUUUUAUUUCAAAGGUAACCAACCAAAGAUAAUUAAAACUCUAUUUUGUUCACACAGAAAAGUAAGAAAAAGAGAUGUUAAACUAGUUGCACUUCUCUUGAUGCUGAAGUUUCAAUGUAGACAUAUUUUUGUAAAUAUAGCAUAAUCUGGGAGUAUAUUCCUCACAUUUUAGAAAUAUUCAGUGUAGUCUUAUACUUAGUUAUGAUAUUAAUUUUGUGUAUAUAUUUAAAACGCAGACUCUGUCUGUUAUCAAAUUCCUUUCAGUGUGGAAAUAAAAGACUGGUCUCAAAGUGAACUAUUCCUCUGAAUACUAAAAAAGGAACAAAGCAACAAAAGUAAAAAUAGAAGUAAGGUGGACUAGAAAGUCAACCUAAUACGCUGCUGUCUGAAGUGUGUCAUAUGUCUAUAAAAUAUAUUCUUUUCUGUUGGACUCUGCACAGUCAUCUGAAGAUAAGCUUUUUACAUUUUAUGCAUAAGUUACUUUGCUUAAGAUGUUAACAGAAGGUUGUUGUGAAGUCUCUAUGUCCUUUGCAGAUUUCUUAUCCUGUGUAAAACCUGUAUGUUACUGUGACUCCGGCUGUGAUGGUAAAUUAUUGGAAUCCAAUUAGUGAUUCAAUUAACAUAUUUGUGAUUGAGUUUAUAUGUCAACUCAGUAAUAAAGCAUCUUUUAUGUGCUAGUUUUAAUGUUAAAAUAAAAAGAAUUUGAGG